AUGGCGCUGACGGCUCGCCGCGCAGCUGUCACUAGAGGGAUGGAGAAUGCUGUGCCUGAACUCAGAAGUAAAGCCAGAACUCACCUUGCUGGCAAAAGGGCUGCUUUGGAAGAAAUAGGAAAUAAAGUUGCAACAAGAGGAACACGUUUAGCUAAGAAACCAGAAUGCUCCAAAGCGUCUACAAAGCCUGUGAAAGGACCUAGUAAGAUAACAAAUGUAACCGUACCACCUAAACCUCCAGCUGCUGUGAAUUGUGCAUUGAAAGAAACCUUCCUAAAGGUUCUGUCCCCUGUCCCUCUGGAUGUAUCUAUGAAAGAGGAGGAUUUGUGUCAAGCCUUCUCUGAUGUUUUGCUCAACAAUGUAGAAGACAUCGAUGCUGAGGACUGGCAGAACCCCCAGCUGUGUAGCGACUAUGUAAAAGAUAUCUAUUUGUAUCUGAGAGAACUUGAGCUGAAGCAGUCAGUCCGCCCGCAUUACCUUGAUGGGACAACGAUCAAUGGACGUAUGCGAGCUAUUUUAAUUGACUGGCUUGUUCAGGUCCACUCAAGAUUCCAGCUUUUGCAGGAAACACUGUAUAUGUGUGUUGCACUUCUGGAUCGCUUUUUACAAAACCAUCCAGUAUCUCGUAAGAGACUUCAGCUGGUGGGCGUAACAGCACUGCUCAUAGCUUCAAAGUAUGAAGAGAUAUUCUGUCCUGAUGUUACUGAUGUUGUUUACAUUACUGACAAUGCAUACACCUGUGAUGAAGUUAGAGAAAUGGAAAUAGUGAUUCUUAGAGGAUUGAACUUUAAUUUGGGACGACCUCUUCCAAUUCACUUCUUAAGGAGAGCAUCAAAAGCUGGGGAGGCUGAUGCUAAGCAACACACACUAGCAAAAUACCUAAUGGAGCUGACGCUGGUAGACUAUGACAUGGUUCACAUUCAUCCUUCAGAGACUGCCGCUGCUGCGUUAUGCUUGUCCCAGAAAAUCCUGGGACAUAACAAAUGGGGUACAAAGCACGUGUACUACACUGGAUAUACAGAAGACGAUCUUGUGAUGACUAUGAAACAUAUGGCCAAGAAUGUGGUCAGCGUAAAUGAGAAUCUAACAAAACACAUUGCUAUAAAGAACAAAUAUACAAGCAGCAAACUACUGAUGAUCAGCACAAUCCCUGAACUGAGCAGUAAGAUAAUCAAGGAUUUGGCUUCAUCACUCUAACCCUAACACCAAGCAGCCAAGUCUUCAUGGUGCCUGCACUUUGUCCUUACUUUUACCUAUUGAGGCAAAACUACUGCGGUUUGUAGCAUUCCAACCUUACCACCACCCUUUCAAAUCUGCUCAGAAGGUGACAUUUUGUUUGUAAUACAACGUAU
This is a messenger RNA of Indicator indicator, 1352 nucleotides long. RefSeq names its product cyclin B2 (gene CCNB2). Gene Ontology annotation, molecular function: cyclin-dependent protein serine/threonine kinase regulator activity. The record is from RefSeq and is a predicted model, not a curated record. The coding region runs from base 1 to 1197 and encodes 398 amino acids. The transcript has 9 exons. Gene Ontology annotation, cellular component: nucleus; cyclin-dependent protein kinase holoenzyme complex; cytoplasm. Lineage: Eukaryota; Metazoa; Chordata; Aves; Piciformes; Indicatoridae. Gene Ontology annotation, biological process: regulation of cyclin-dependent protein serine/threonine kinase activity; mitotic cell cycle phase transition.